This is a messenger RNA of Phlebotomus argentipes, 2820 nucleotides long. RefSeq names its product sine oculis-binding protein homolog (gene Sobp). The transcript is spliced from 4 exons. Gene Ontology annotation, biological process: animal organ development. Lineage: Eukaryota; Metazoa; Arthropoda; Insecta; Diptera; Psychodidae. Bases 631 to 2145 code for a protein of 504 amino acids. Gene Ontology annotation, cellular component: nucleus. The record is from RefSeq and is a predicted model, not a curated record.
CAAUGCACUCGGCAUCGCCAAAAAUAUGAUAAGAGCAGCGCGAGUGUUGUGUUGUCGAUACGCGAGUGCUGGCAAAGAGAGGAGUAAAUUGAGCGUGAAAAGCCCUUCCCCGCACUCUGUGAAUAUAUAUGGCAAAUUAAUAAGGCAGCUCGUGUGUCAGCAGCCCAAUUAAUUAGCCACCAUAGAUUAAUUCCUGCCCCGCCGAGGCCUUCGCGCGCGGGAUGAUUUAGUGUGGUGGAGAACAUACAUAGGAAAGUGCAUUCGCAGGAACUGCGAUCUUGUGGUGAAAAUGCUCUCGUGAAAUUUGAAGUGCGAAGUCACGCUAAAUAUAACCCUCCCCUCUCGACAAGUUUUGUGAACGAUUGAAAAUUUUACAUGUUAAUAAAGAAUUUUCAGAGAUGUUGAACUUGCUAUAAGGCGACGCUGUACUUGUGGUGGUGUUUACAUCUAUAAAUAAAAGCCGUGAAAUUUUCUGAAAAUCAUCCAGCCACUUUCAACCCCCCGCGCGCGCGUGAGGUCUGCUUCGCAUGGGACAAAGACAGGCUUAUUGACAAAACCAAAUUUCUAGCCAAAUUCCCAUCGAAGCUGAGCCGCACUCACUCGUGUUUCCGCUCGUCUUUCACAUGAGGAAUGGCAGCGAAAAUAUCACCACCGUCAGCUGUUGAAGUGAAGAAGGAGAUUCCCAACGAUGAAAUUAAGGACUUUGCUGAGACUGCGAUGAAUGAAUUACUGGGUUGGUAUGGUUAUGAGAACAGCAGCGGAGAUCGCGCAAAGGUUAUCAAUUUGAGACAAGUCAGAAGUCAGAGUUCAACGCCAGAACACGACAGUGCCAGGGAGGAUUCCAGAAGUCCAAUGACUGCAUCAGAAAAAGAAGUGAUGGACUGUGGCUGGUGCCGGAGACCAAUGGCCCACCACUCGCCUGGAUCCCUGGGCACCCCCGAGGGUCCGCGCUACUGUUCCGAGUCGUGCUUCUCGCAGAGCCGUCGCGCCUCCUUCAAGCGCGCCAAAACCUGUGAUUGGUGUCGUCACGUGCGACACGCCGUGAGCUAUGUGGACUUCCAGGACGGCGCGUCACAGCUGCAGUUCUGCAGUGACAAAUGUCUCAACCAGUACAAGAUGCAAAUCUUCUGCAAGGAAACGCAAGCCCACCUCGACAUGAACCCGCACCUCAAAGACAAGGGCGCCGGCGGCAGUGGCAAUCUCAUCACGCCAGAUCUCUGGCUCAGGAACUGCCGCAGCCGUUCCGCCUCGCCCGCUAGCAAACGCAGCCGCUCUGGAUCACCAAUCAGCGUAGGAACGCCCAGCCUCUCGAAUGUGGUUCCAGCGCCGCGGCCGGUCAUCACUCUGGCGCCCCCUUCGAAGCUCCUGAGCAACCCAAUCGGCAUGCCAAGCAGCGUCAGGACGUCCAUGAAGGGACUGAAGAAGAGGCGUUCAGCGCGAGUGCAGAGCAUGAACUCCAGCAACAAUAAUCUCCAGAUUAUAGACAGCAACUCGGCGCCUAGUCAAAAGCCCUGCACACUAACAACUGGUGCUCAAGACCUACGACUGCAUCAAAUGUCUCCCAUCGUCCAUCAUGCCGUGCCGCCAGAGCAGACACGCACUGUUCUGCCACCGCAGCCACCCAGUGUUCUGCAACACCAUCCUUUCCUACCUCCGCCGCCCAACCUCUAUCCUCUGAGAUCCCCUCACUUGCCGCCUCCCUUUCCACAUCUUGCGCACCUUCCUACCGACGAUAGACCCCUUCCAUUCGGCCCUCCGCCGCCGCCAGUCACUAUCCUGGUGCCGUACCCCAUAGUCCUGCCCUUGCCCAUACCUAUUCCCAUCCCCAUCCCGCUCUCCCACUUUGCGAAGCUGAGUCAACCCGCCGAGAGCUCCGCAGGAGCGUCCAGCACGGCUGACAAAGAACAGAGAAGCCCGGAAGCCAGGGACGUCGACAGUGAUGAAUGUCCUGAUCAGCCACUGGACUUUACAACGGCCAGAACCGAGGUGAAAGACCCCGAACCGGAAGCAGAACUGCCCGAGGAGCAGAAGCUGCCAAGACUGAAGAUCACGCGAUUGCAGACGAAACGAAACGUUGCCAGGGAGCUCGAGAACAACCGGCCAUUGCGGAAGCGAAAGCAAGUCAUCGACGCUUCCAAUCACUAGAGAGUAGAGGUUGAGGGCAUCUCACAUUAAGAGUUAUUUAUUUAAUUGACUAUAUAGUUUCUGUUCUGGUUUCCCAGCCUUGAGUAUCUCUCUAUAGGUAUAUUUUGCCUUCAGUUAGGUUUUUUGUUAGAUCAACUGUAAGCUAAAGGAAGAUGAGAGAAAAUUGUAGAGAAGAGAUAAGAUAGCGCAGUUCAGAGAGACCAAUUGGCCCAGGAACAGAAUGACGGAACGACAGAGCGCGCGCUGUGAUGUUCGAAACUAAGGUAGAAACUUGCUUUAGUGAACCCAUUAUGGGGCUUAGCGAUUUAUGUGCAAAGAAAAAAACACGUAGAAUUUUCCGCAAGGAAACUUAACUUCUAUCCACAACCAAAUGCAAUGUAAUCUUGAUUUUGCAAUAUCUUCCCAUGUCAAUGUUUCAAUCUAGUAGAGCAAAUAGCAGUUUAUUUCUGUAGGUCACUUGAGGGAUUCACUCCUAGCAAGAAUUUUCUAUUUUCGACUAUGUUCUCCGUGUAAUAAUCUUCUGAAUAAAAGAAUUACACAGGAGAAUCUUUAUGUUUUCAUUGCUUCAUGGUUAUAAGAAAAAUCUACGUAUAAAACGACGUAAUUGGUUUUCUAAGCAAAUAUUCGCAAUGUCUAACGCUGAUGGUAUCAACAAUAUAUAUUUAAUUAUAUGCC